CCACGCAGCGACCUUACCCUUUCUGAGCUUGCGACGCUUUCCCCUUCUUCCGUGUUAAAGGAUCAAGAGUGAAGAGUUUGGGGAAGAAGUUGAGGCACAAUGAAGCGUCUACUGGCAAAGGGAGGCGCCAAGGGCGAUCUCACUCCUUACCAGCCUGAUCAGAGGGACAGCCCGGACUCUUACCAAGGCUAUCCCUCGCCUCAGCAAAGUCAUCGGAUACCCUUGGGCGACAGUGGGAAUACAGGAUACAUCCCUCGCCAGGUCAACCGGAGAUCAUAUCAGGUGCCCACAGCGUCCCCGCAGCCUCUGCAGGCCUCUAUGCAUUCAACGUACCCUGCAUACGAGGAGGACGAGGCUCAGCACCAUCAGUACGGCUCCCACCCUCCUCAACACGGUCGUCGGGCAUCUCAAGGCCGCGAGGCGCUCCCUGAAAGUCGCAGUCAGCAAGCGAUAUCAGGAGCGGUAGGGCAUCAUAGACCUGGCUUUCCACCCUCUUUUGGGAGCUCAUACGAUGGCAGAGCAGAGGGUCAGAUCACUCGGGAAACGCCCAGUAAGAAGGAAGGAGGUCUGUUCAAAGGCCUCAGGCGGCAUCAGAAGACGGCUUCGCGUACGCCAUCCUCUCAUAUGGAGGAAUUGAGCAUGCAGCGCUCUUAUUCCAACAGCCCCGAGAGCUCACAGUUCUUCGCAUCCGAUGCACAGCACGUGCGCAGCCAUGGCCCAUCACGCAGUGGCUCAUCUGGGUCCAGGGAGGAAGCAAACGCAGUCCGCAAUGGACCUGCAGUCUACGAGUCCUACGGCAUGUCCAGCGGAGAAGGUCUGCGCAGCUCUCACAGUCUCAACCGAGGUGAGAUGGACCGCCAGCCCGAAUCGAAGAAGCCAGGCGUGAAUAGAAUGUGGGCUGGACUGGCUGCAAGAGGCAGAGCCAUUGAGACUAUGCUUCACCAGGAAGACAAAAGCGCCGAUGCCUCCAGAACUGGCUCUCCACAAGCAUCCGGCAGGAAUGAUGUUUAUGCACAGAAGGUCAUUCCGCUAGGCCCGCAGAAGAAGGACAAGUGGUUCGAUCUCAAGGGCAAAGGAGGUGCUGCCCUGAAAGGGAGGACGCAUGAGGAGGGCGAAGUCACCGCGAAGAUCGGCUGGCUCUGCUCCGACAGAGCUUCGAAGUCGGACUGGUCGCACAUCCUAUCCUUCGCCGACACACUAGCCAUCUCAGAGGAAGCUAGUAAGGAAGCCUGCCAGGCUUUGCGGAGAGAGUUCAAGCUUGGAGAGCCCGAGUCACAGAAGCGUGCUGUCAAGGUGUGGGCUGUGCUCUUUGUCAAUUCUUCGGACCUGUUCCGACUGCAGAUAGUGAAGAAGAGCUUCCUCGAGAUCCUCGAGCAGACGGUCAUUGACCCAAAGACAAGUCUCAAGGUGAAAGAGAGGCUGCUCGACGCCUGGGCUAUGCUGGCGUAUCAGUAUCAAGGCGUACCACAGCUCUCCGCUCUGACAAAGAGCUAUAACAGGGUCUGUCCCUCUGACAGAGCGAUGAACGGAGAGCCUCUUGACCUUGAGCAUGAGAUCUUCUCAGUUCCCUCUACGGACAUCGCAGUACAGCCAGCUCGACAAUCGCAGCAAUUCCAAGGCCAGGCACCCCAUCAACCUCCACAGCAGUCCAAUCAGCAGCAGGCGUUCUAUGAAGAUCGCCAUGCCGAGGUCAACGAACACAAUCCACAUGCAAUUGCUCAGGAUGAGGAAGAAGUAGACCAGUCAGAAGAAAGCGACGACGGCGAUGACCCUGACACGAUCGUGCUACUCUUCGAGGCAUGCGAGGUGGCUCGCUUAGACGCCAGUCUGCUCAUCGACAAUCUGACCUCCUGCGGACUACACUCUUCGGAAGUGCAAGAGCUGGUGCGACGAUGUCGGCAUUCUCUUGAGCUGCUGAAUAGCCAAAUGGAAUGGACCAAUCUGCAAGUUGCACGAGCACACUUUCGCUUGGCCGAGGAGCGGCUGCUGAAGGAGACGCAAGGUUCCGCCGAGCUACCCAACGGCUCUUCUGAAGGAAGGGAAGUGGUACAGGAGCGGCUGUUAGCGAGCAUGGAGGAAGCGCGAGGGAUGCUGGUGGGAUCAUUGGGUCUCGUGGAAGAGACUGAGAGAGAGGAGAGAGAGGAGGAAGAAGAGAGACGGGUGACGGAAUUGAGCAAGCACGACUUCCGCAUUGAUCGAUCAAUCCAAGUACAGGCGAGCUCCUCUCUGUCGGGAAGCUCUCUGUGCCAAUGCAGAGCGGCUCGAGUGCUCCGGCCUCAAGAGAGGCGUCUCCAAAGCAGCCCAUCCGUCCUCUCCCUCCCAUCUCCUCCAGCGCCGCGCCCGUACCUCCCCGAUCUGCAGAACGAGGAGCAGACCUCUUGAGCGACGGAGCAGAAGUAGGUCGUCGCCUCUCGAACCAAUCCGCUUCGAGCGCAGUACGCAUCGAUCGACCUAGCGUGCCCUCCCCUGCACAGGGUCAACUGCCGCUCCUGCCCUCGCAAAGGCUGCCUGUCAAUCUGCCCGUCUCGCCCUCCUUCCCGCCGCAGGGGA
Molecule: messenger RNA, 2550 nt
Organism: Microstroma glucosiphilum
Lineage: Eukaryota; Fungi; Basidiomycota; Exobasidiomycetes; Microstromatales; Microstromataceae
Exons: 3
Coding region: 100-2382 (760 amino acids)
Biological process (GO): endocytosis; actin filament organization; actin cortical patch localization
Cellular component (GO): actin cortical patch
Molecular function (GO): phosphatidylinositol binding; ubiquitin binding
Source: RefSeq, a predicted model, not a curated record